AUGCCGACGAUCCGUGGGAACAUCAAAACCCACAAAAAAGGAAAUCCCAUGAGACCCAUCACCAACAGGAGUGCCCCAAACCGGUUAGCCAAAAAGCUCGCAGCACUUCUCUCGAGCGCCUUAAACUCCAUCAUCGGCUGUCUUCUAUCAAACACCACCGAUACGAUGGCAAAACUGCAAAACGUCGGGAUGAGAUGCAAAAAGCUUGUCAGCUUCGACGUCAAGCCACUCUUUACGAACGUACCGAUUGACGCUGCAAAAAGGACGCUGACAGAAAUAGAUGAGGAUGAACUACCACUGCCGAGGGAUAAUUUCAUUCAUCCGCCUCUGCGUGGAACUUGGCCCCUCGAAUUCCGAGGACGGAAGUACGAGCAAAUCCAAGGACUUGCGAUGGGCUCACCUCUUUCAGUAGUCCUUGCCCAGCUGUUCAUGCAAACCCUCGAGGCUGACCACUACCGGAACAUCAUGGGGCUUCGUUAUGUAGAUGACAUCCUCACCAUACUUCCAACCAGGACUAACCUUCAAGACCUACUCCAUAGACUAAACGCUGUGUACCCAUCGAUACAAUUCAUCGCAGAAGAUGAGAGAAAUGAGCAGCUACCUUUCCUUGACAUCGUAAUCCAUAAGAGACCUGACGGACCGGUAUUCUCUGUGAAAACUCACUAA
Messenger RNA from Penaeus indicus, 666 nucleotides. RefSeq lists its product as uncharacterized. The transcript has a single exon. Bases 1 to 666 code for a protein of 221 amino acids. Lineage: Eukaryota; Metazoa; Arthropoda; Malacostraca; Decapoda; Penaeidae. The record is from RefSeq and is a predicted model, not a curated record.